This is a messenger RNA of Ascochyta rabiei, 909 nucleotides long. RefSeq lists its product as uncharacterized. Gene Ontology annotation, cellular component: RNA polymerase II transcription regulator complex. Gene Ontology annotation, molecular function: transcription cis-regulatory region binding; DNA-binding transcription activator activity, RNA polymerase II-specific. The record is from RefSeq and is a predicted model, not a curated record. The transcript has 3 exons. NCBI's taxonomy places the organism in Eukaryota, Fungi, Ascomycota, Dothideomycetes, Pleosporales, Didymellaceae. Bases 1 to 909 code for a protein of 302 amino acids.
AUGGAUUACAGCUUCUACGGCGCUUCGCAGCAGCCCUACCAGUACUUGGGCAUGCCGCCAAAUACCUUUGCGAGCUCCGGAAUCGACACCGACCCAAUGCGCAGUGUUGAACCUCUCGAUGCGGGCCUCUUCUCAGGCACCUACGACGCCUUCGCUCUCCAUGGGUUGCCGACCCCGCAGCAUGGCGGCUCGCCAGACAUGGCCUCGCAGACGCCUCUGCCGACCGUUGGCAGCUUGGAUUCGGGGCUGGGCGGGGAGAUGGACGACGGCGGCGCAAGCAGAACACGGAGCAGCAGCGAGGAGAAGGAAGCCAGCCUCCAUCUCACGCCCGCGCAGAGCAGGCGGAAAGCACAGAAUAGGGCAGCACAACGCGCCUUCCGCGAACGCAAAGAACGCCAUGUGCGCGACCUCGAAGCCAAGCUCAACGCCCUCGAAAACAACACACAGUCCCUGCAGUCCGACAACGAGCGCCUGAAGCUGGCCUUGCAGCGCGCCCGCAUCGAAAACGAGGUCCUCCGCGCCACCUCUGGCCACUCGCCGCCUGUGUCGCGCAGAGUCUCGGCCAGCUAUCCUUCGCCAGGCGCCCACCUCCCAGACGAAGACGUGGAGCACGAAGAAGACGCAUACAACGUGCAGUCACUCAGCAACGGCAGUGUUCUCAACGCGGCGCACAAAGACCACGCCGCCUCUCGCCACACGUCCAAGGGCAAGGAGGUGCCCGCAGCUCAGGCAUGGGACGUGAUACAGUCUCACCCACUGGUCAAGCAGGGGCUGGUGGACGUCACCGACGUCGUUGAGCGCUUGAAAGGCGCUGCCAAGUGUGACGGCCACGGGCCAGUCUUUGAAGAAAGCACAAUCUGGCAAGCGGUUGAAGAGUCGAGGCGGAGCGGUGGUGACGAGCUCAUCUGA